AUCACAAUAAAAAAAAACUUUUUCCUCUCUUAAUAUAUUUAAUAUAUACCACCGUAUAUAGAAAUGUCUAGUGAGAGUAAUGUUGUUGUUAUGGUUCAUUGGAAUGGCCUACAUUUCAAAAAGAUGAUGAAAUAGAGUACUCCAUUCCUCCUAGGGCGGUACUAUUCAUCACCGAAGAGGAUGAUUUUACCAGUAUAUACAAGAGUGUUCUAAACCAUGUUAGAAGUGAGGGAUUUUCCGAAAUUAAAUUAAUUCACGGAAAAUUGCCGAAAUAUAAGAACUCGGUAUAUGUAGCUUCUAGACUAUGGCCCAUUCACGAUGAGAAGACAUGGACUCAUUUUUUUAAGAUUGCUAGAAAUGAGUACGAUGAAUUGCACAUUUACGCGGAAGCUAUACCAGCCCCGUCACAAAAUGUGACGUUCCAUGAAGCUCCUACAAAUAAUAAUGCUAUGCUUCAAAAUAGCGGAAGGGGUCCAUCAUCAAUAUAUGGCCGGAGGAACAAGCCCCAAACGUUUCAGAACUUCGAAUCUCCAGGAUCGGUGGAUCGAGAUGUGCACGGAGUCGGCUGGUUUCACUCCUCAAGAGACCGGUUUGCGCACAUCAGAUAUUGUUAUGAGUAGUGUUAUGCGUCGCCCAAUACUACCUCAUAGUACAGACGAAGAGGUCACCCAGCACGCUAGGGUCAUAAUAUGGCAAUUAUUGGGAGGCUUUUUAUUCCCUGACACGAGUUCGAGCAGAAUAAGAUUGUAUUUUUUGGAGCUCUUGCAGGAUGACUUGGCUUUAGCCCGGGACCUCAACAGCGUACGCUUGUACUGGGACCUCUUAGACCGCAUGACUGAGAGCCAGUUUGAUUUCUUUCCCUACCCAUUCGAUGCACUCCCACAAAUCUGUGUUGAUGCCAUUCGGCUUUGGGCAUAUGAGGGGAUGCUCGUAUUUUGCAAUAUGAUUGAAAGGCAUUACCCCGAUCGAUUUCUUCGGCAGUUCCAUAUAAUGCAAGAUAUUCCGAAAGACACUGAGCAGGGGAAUGAUCAUCACGCUAGUCGUUCCGCUGUAUCAUCAUCUGUGUUAACAUGGUGGGCGGACCGACAUAAUCAUGUAUACGCCCUGGAUUAUGAACAAAAAAUGAAUCUCGAAGCGACCGAUAGGUACCGAAGAUGGUACUCGCUGCAUGGGAUGAUACGUGUCAGGAACCCUUCUCAUGUUGCGCCCGCGAUAGGCUACACCCCGACAACACGCGAUUGGGGCCUUAUGAAGCAGGGCAUGCACGAUGUGUAUCAGCUCGCCAACAGGGCAGGUUAUGAGGACGUAAAAGAACGGCUUGAGCGGUUGCCUCUGGAAUUAGGUAAUGAAGAGAUGCUCCACCAUGGCGUAUUCCUUUACCCGGAUGCACAAGAGGAGCCCGCUCCUGUCCCUCGUCGUAGGCCACACCGACGAAGAAAUGCUCCCACCUGUGAUCGUAGACAUGGUCACGCUGAUGAAGAUAGAGAUGAAUAUGCAGGUGACGGUGGAAAUGAGGAAGAGGGUAAUGCAGAUGAAGUUGAAGGUUGGGGUGAGGAAUCACAACCGCCCCCUCAAUUCUCUUCGCAUCAAGAUUUCCCAUUUUUUUGAACCACCGACGUAUUAUGGUUCUUAUCAGUACUCUACACAGUCGGAUGCAUAUGUUUCCACUUAUGAAGACACAACGGGGGUUUGGAACACCGGCGGUGGGGACAUGGCAGGGCCGAGCACGCAAUGUUAGAUGUAGUAUUAAGUUUAUUAUUGUAGUAUUAAGUUUAUUAUUGUAUGUACAAUCUAUCUAUUUAUUACGGAGUAAUAAAUUACAUUGAAAACUAUUCACUUACAUUACAAUUACAAAAAUUGCAUUUUAAACAAAA
Molecule: messenger RNA, 1874 nt
Organism: Cuscuta epithymum
Lineage: Eukaryota; Viridiplantae; Streptophyta; Magnoliopsida; Solanales; Convolvulaceae
Source: the annotation of a GenBank genome assembly